This is a messenger RNA of Anneissia japonica, 4550 nucleotides long. RefSeq names its product nuclear receptor coactivator 7-like. Gene Ontology annotation, biological process: response to oxidative stress. Gene Ontology annotation, cellular component: nucleus. NCBI's taxonomy places the organism in Eukaryota, Metazoa, Echinodermata, Crinoidea, Comatulida, Comatulidae. The record is from RefSeq and is a predicted model, not a curated record. The transcript is spliced from 14 exons. Bases 196 to 2787 code for a protein of 863 amino acids.
AAACAAGGUGAAAAUAUCAGACAGACGUGAACCAAAUAGAUUGCAACGAGUAGCAAAAGAAGAAAUUACAAUGUAAUCCUCUUACCCAAAGACUUGAUGCAAGAUUUAAUUCAAUUUAGUUAGAAGAUAAGAAACGGCAUCUUUACACUACUUAUUAAGAAAGAAGAUGGAUCAGAGAUUUAUCUGCCAAUAACUAUGGAAACUAUAGAUGGUUCAGUGGCUUCACACCCGUUACCCUUACCAAGCAUCAGCAAUCUUGAUACUAGAAUCCGUCAUGCAUCAGAUCCAGGGAAAUCGAAUCGACCACCUUUUUCAAAACGCAAGAGUUUAAUUGAUCAACCUAAAAACACUAUUGAGUACUCUGUGAAUUCCAAUGAUUCCUUGGAUAAAAUCGCUGUGCGAUUUGGUAUCACUGCUUCGGAACUUGUCCGACUCAAUCACCUCAACUCACGGAUGAUCUUUCCAGGACAGAUUUUAUUUGUACCUGAUCCAGAUUCUGAAGAGCCAGUCAGCUUUAGUCCAACCUCACCUGUUGCUAAAACAGGAAUACAGGAUUUACCAGUAGUGAAACAAAAAUCUAUUGAUGUACCAGUAGUUAUGGCAAAAAGUAAAAAUGACAAAAUUUCCAAAUUCAAACUAAGUAAGUCGAAAAGCAGUGACCAGGGAUCUAAGAAACAGAAAUUGAAAUCAUUCCUCCGUAAAAAUAGUGAUCCAAAACCAGGUAAAGUUGUGCGGACCUCGUCAAAGGAAUCUGAGACCGAAAUCGGAAGCAAGCAGUUUCUCAAGUUAAAUGUGAAGUAUAUUACAGAUGGUGAGGGUGUUGUUAAUGGAACUAUGUUAGUUACACCAAAUGCCAUAAUGUUUGAUCCUAACGUGUCAGACCCAUUAGUCAUUGACAGAGGUACAGCACCGUAUGGCGUACUAUCACCAAUGGAUCAAGUUCUCGGUGCUGCUAUGUACAGGGACAUUGCUCCCAUGACAAACAGGGAUGGAACCCAUGAAGUAUACUGCCCUAUACAUACUGAACCUAGUCUGGGUGUAGACCCAUCGGAUCUUAUGAAAGACCGCUCUGAGAGCGUCUGCUCAUGUGGCAAUGGGUCUUUGAAAACUCCUACCCUUGAUGCCACCUUUGAAACCAUGCCUACACUGAUACCAGACCAAAGCAAACAGGAUGAGAAUGAAGUACCCUGUGGGAAUUUAAUAGAUAUCACAUGUUCUGACAAUGAAAAUAAUGCAGAUGAAGAGAGCCCACAGACUUUGGUGUUAGAUCAUAUUGGAGAAACAGACAAGGAGGAAAACAAAAUAGAAAUGACUAACAAAGAAAGAACUGAUACCACAAAUGGUGAGGCUGACGACGGCCAUACCACCUCAUCAUGUGCUGAGUCGUCCCUUUCAAAUAUAGAUGAUCAGGUUGAACCAUCUGAACAUUCCUCAGACUUGUUUGUUAAUAAUGCAGUGGACAAGAUAAUGCAGGAUAUUCUAAAUACUAUUGAGAGUAAGGAAGUUGAAUCAAGACUCAAUGGUGAAGUUGCAGUUUCCUCACAACUUGAUGAUAAAAUCUCAAACCAAAGCAAGCCAUCAGUUAACGACUGUUUACAAAGGUGUAAUCACACCAUUUCUGCUGAUGAUGAACUAUCAAAAAGCCAAAACUUUGUCAAUUUUUCGGCAGGUAUUUUUGUGACAGACUGCCCUAGAUGUUCAGUGGUACCAGAUAUGAAUGAAUGCAUCCAUGACACCACUGCAACGGAACAAGAGUUGCAUGAGUUGGAGGAAGUCGGCAAAGAAAUCAGAAGUGGAUCAACCUCUGAUGAGAACCCCACUAGUCCAACUAUCAUUCCAAGGUUGUGUGACAUUCCUGGUGGUUUCAAAGCUUUCGAACCGAAGCCAGCAAAACCUAAUGAUCAUCCACCCCUGUACCUUUGUUUGAAAGUAUACCGACCGAUGCAAAAAACAUUCAUAGCUAACAGAGAUUCAGAAGCUAUUAAAGCCAGAGGAAAAGUACCUGAAUACUGGUUUGCUAUUCCACGAGACAGAGCGGAUCUUCUGUACGAUUUCUUCCUUCAAUGGUCCCCUGAGGUUUAUGGCAAGGAGGACUUGUACCAUAAUGAAACUGGAUUUAUACUCAUCGACCAGGAUGACGUUUCUAUGAAUAUCGUUGAAGACUUCUUCCAUGAUCCAAUAGAAAAAGACUGGGAGAUUGUUACCAAAGAUGAGGCUAAUCGCCGUCGCAUGACCAUCCUGGAGUGUGAAAGAGACCUUCCUCUCCCCGAUGUUAUCGGGGAGACUCUUUUGCUUACUAAUGAACAUAUACGCCAGUUUGUUGUUGGGAAAUACAUGCCAGCCCGUAUCGAGGGUCACUCAUGGUGCCUAGUGUACAGUACAGCAGAGCAUGGCUUCAGUCUCAAGAGUUUAUACCGAAAGAUGCAAGGGGAAGAAGGUCCAAUGUUGAUCAUUAUCAAAGACACUGACAAUAGGUUAUUUGGUGCCCUCACCAAUUCCCCAAUGAAAAUGAGUGAUCACUUUUAUGGGACAGGGGAGACAUUCCUCUACCAUUUCCUGCCAGAUUUGAUAGUUUACAAGUGGACAGGCGAAAACAAUUUUUUUGUAAAGGGUGACCUCGACAGUAUUGCCAUUGGCGGUGGAGAUGGAAAGUUUGGACUCUGGUUAGACGGAGACUUGUAUCACGGUCGCAGCCAUACAUGUAAAACGUUCGACAAUGAGGUUUUGUCACAAGAAGAAGACUUCACAGUCAGCAACCUGGAGGUGUGGAGUUUUUGUUGCAGCUGAACUUGAACAAGUUAUUUGAGAAAUACACUUAUGUAUUCAUGAACCAUAUGUAGAUUUUCAGUGAAGAUGAACGUGAACAUUUCAAAUGUCUAAAUGGAUUUUCCCAUUGUAAGAAUUAAAUAUGUGUAGUUGAUUAUGAAUUGGACUACUUGUUUAUUGUGGAGGAAGAAUACAUUAUAUUGCGGUCCAAGACAGGGUUUAUGUUAGGGUCAUAAUAUAAUAUGUCACGAUCAUACUAAUGAGAUCUGAAUUAAUGAUCCUACUUUGACAUUGCCUUUUAUGUUCUUAUGUUUUGUAAUUUACGUUUUUUGAAACAUAAUUAUGAGCAGUUUUGAAAUUAUUUCAGAAAGAUAUAAAUUUACAUUAUGGUAUUCAGCAUAAUCUCUCAAUAUUUUGUUUAAAAUUUAAACAUUUUUAAAAAAAUCAAAUAAUAUUUUAUUUUAAGAUGAUGAAACAUUGCUAAAUGGGUUUUGACAGGAUUUGAACCAUUGACCUUUGGGUCAUAAAGCAAGCCUCUUAACCACCAAGCUAUACAGCUCUACCACUUCAUAUAUCACUAAGUUUGAAUAAUGGUUAAUUAAUUUGUAUUGUUAAUAGAAGCAUACAUGUUUGACAUUAAGUGUCAUUACUUAUUCAGAGCCUCCCUUGGAUUUUUUGGGCAUAGGCCUAAACAUGAAAGAUAACCACCCAUUUUCAUGUGAUCUUGUUUUAAAAAUUUGCUUAAAAUGCUUUCACCAAACCCGAUGUCCCUUUGUUUUUUCAAAUGUAUGCCGUAAUUACCAAUUAUUUAUUGGUUGAAUAAUUAUGUCAAGAUUUGUGAUAUCAAACUUUGAUGUACUUGAAUUUAUAGGGUUUGUGCUGAGAUUAAUAUUCUUUGUUAUGGACAAGUGAAAGAUCACCAAUCUAAAAUUGAUUUAUCUUUGCGAGCCGGCUUAACUAGACAGAAUAAUUAAGUAGAGAUGAAAUAUGGUGUUUAGGAGGGGGGGAACAAAGGUUUUGUUGUGUCUAUUCCCCCUCGGGGGCAAAGACACUUUUGUCAUCUGGCAGUUAAAGAUGGCUGAAAUAGUAAAUCCGGUGAGGUGCAUGAUGGGUCACAAGAAGUCAAAAAAAAAAACAUCACACAUUUCCUGAUAAGUAUAGGGCAUAGACACAUGCUCCCACUGGGAGCCUGUUUUUUAGAGAUGACAUUAAGGAACCAUGUCACUACAGUAUAUAUAUCUUGAUAUUUAGGAAAUUAAUAAGACCAAGCACAAAAAAGGAUAAUAUUUCAGUAAUUUCAGAUGAUAUUAAUUUAUGACUUCAUAAACACAUAAUUAUAUAAAUAUUUAUUUUGAAUCUGUUAUUACAUAAAAUAAAAUUUCAUAAAUAGGUUGUAUGAUUUGGUCAAAUUAUUAUUAUUAUUAUUAUUUUCCCAAUAUUAUGCACAAGGAAAUACAAAUCCCACCAAUCUCCUCAGAUCUGCCUGAACUAUUCCAAUCUUGACACCAAUGUUAAUGAAACUACUUCUUUUGCUACUGUGUUCUGCCUGCCUGUUAGCCACCUUGUGACUUUACCACGUCACUCAUGAUAUUUAAUUCAUUUUAAUGCAAUCCAUUAGGAACUAAUGUUCGUGCUUAUAUGCACAUUCCAUACGCACAUUUCUACGUAUGCCUUUUGUCUUCCACCAUUAUACUGUCCACUGUUUUGUACCAUUAUUUUCUGUCGGUACACACAUAUUUUUCUUGCUGCCACAUAUAGAUCCAAUAAACUUGAAAUUAAAAACU